Messenger RNA from Loxodonta africana (African savanna elephant), 1317 nucleotides. RefSeq names its product ubiquitin conjugating enzyme E2 N (gene UBE2N). Gene Ontology annotation, molecular function: ubiquitin conjugating enzyme activity. Gene Ontology annotation, cellular component: nucleus. NCBI's taxonomy places the organism in Eukaryota, Metazoa, Chordata, Mammalia, Proboscidea, Elephantidae. The transcript has 5 exons. The record is from RefSeq and is a predicted model, not a curated record. Gene Ontology annotation, biological process: protein K63-linked ubiquitination; DNA damage tolerance. Bases 195 to 629 code for a protein of 144 amino acids.
CUUCCACUCGUGCGUGAGGCGAGCAGAGCCGGAGACGAGACCAGAGGCCGAACUCGGGAUCUGACAAGAUGGCCGGGCUGCCCCGCAGGAUUAUCAAGAAUCUCUCAAAUUAUGUCAUGUUAUCAAUCUAUCUGAAAAUUUAUUGAAGAUAAUAGUAUGGCUACUUUCCCACAGAAACGUCAACUACAAUUAACAUGCCGGAAACCCAGCGUUUGCUGGCAGAACCAGUUCCCGGCAUUAAAGCAGAACCAGAUGAGAGCAACGCCCGUUAUUUUCAUGUGGUCAUUGCUGGCCCCCAGGAUUCCCCCUUUGAGGGAGGGACUUUUAAACUUGAACUAUUCCUUCCAGAAGAGUACCCAAUGGCAGCCCCUAAAGUACGUUUCAUGACCAAAAUUUAUCACCCUAAUGUAGACAAGUUGGGAAGAAUAUGUUUAGAUAUUUUGAAAGAUAAGUGGUCCCCAGCGCUGCAGAUCCGCACAGUUCUGCUGUCGAUCCAGGCUUUGUUAAGUGCUCCCAAUCCAGAUGACCCGUUAGCAAAUGAUGUAGCGGAGCAGUGGAAGACCAAUGAAGCCCAAGCCAUAGAAACAGCUAGAGCAUGGACUAGGCUAUAUGCCAUGAAUAAUAUUUAAAUCAGUCUGAUCAUCAAGUGUGCAUCACUUCUCCUGUUCUGCCAAGACCUCCUUCCUUUUUUGUUUGCAUUUAAUGGACACAGUCUUAGAAACAUUACAGAAUAAAAGCCCAGACAUCUCCAGUCCUUUGGUGAUUAAAUGCACAUUAGCAAAAUCUGUCUUGUCCUGAUUUACUGUUGUAAAGCAUGAGCAGAGGCUAGAAGUAUCAUCUGGAUUGUUGCGAAACGUUUAAAAGCAGUGGCCCCUCUCUGCUUUUAAUCAUUUCUUCCCCAUCAUGGUUUAAGUAUAAAGCACUGUGAAUGAAGGUAGUUGUCAGGGUUAGCUGCAGGGGUAUGGGUGUUCUUCUUUAUUUUAUUUUAUUUGCUUUUUUUGAGGGGGGAGGUAGUUUUAUUUUAAAUUUAUAGGCUCCUUUCCCCCUUUUUAUGGUGAUCUAAUUGCAUUGGUUAAAAGCAGCUAACCAGUUGUUCUUUAGAAUAUACCCUCUUUAUUUAGACUCAGUAGAUGGACAAGCUUGAUUGUUUGAACCAAAAUGGGAACAUUAAACAAACAUCACAGCCCUCACUAAUAACAUUGUGACUUUGCUAUCAAGUGUAGAAUCUUCCCUUUAAGAAAAAGCUUGUGACCAUUUUGGCUUGUCUGGAAACUUCUGUAAAUCUUAUGUUUUAGUAAAAUAUUUUUUGUUAUUCUA